Corticium candelabrum is the source of this 773-nucleotide messenger RNA. RefSeq names its product zinc finger CCHC domain-containing protein 10-like. Gene Ontology annotation, molecular function: nucleic acid binding; zinc ion binding. Bases 33 to 524 code for a protein of 163 amino acids. The record is from RefSeq and is a predicted model, not a curated record. The transcript has 3 exons. Lineage: Eukaryota; Metazoa; Porifera; Homoscleromorpha; Homosclerophorida; Plakinidae.
CUAAUCACUCCCAUGAGUGGUGCGUUAGCAUUAUGGCAACAGCGACAGCAGCAUUGUACGCUCCUUUCAAAUCAACCGAACAGCGCAAGAUUGAGGCUCCCGGUGGAACGCAGCGAUGUCAGAAGUGUUUAGAACAUGGCCACUGGACAUUCGAGUGUUCAAAUGAAAGGAAGUACGUUCACAGACCGUCGAGAACGGCGAUUAUGGCUAAGAAACAGAAAGCGGCGGCAACCAAACGACCACCACCGAAGAGCAAUCGGCCAGCUGUUAACAGAAGGAAAGUUGUUAGAAAAAAGAGAAAGGUAGACAGCAGCAGUGACAGUUCCAGUAGUGACUCGUCCAGCAGUUCGAGCAGUGAUUCGAGCUCAUCUUCCUCGGACAGUGAUGACGGUUCAAGCUCUUCAGGUCGAGGAUCAGACUCGUCAGACUCGAGCUCAAAGUCUAGUAGCAGAUCUUCAGAUGAUGCUUCAUCAAGCAGUAGUAGAUCAACACAAAAGAAGAGGAAGAGAGGGAAGAAACGGUGAUAGCGUAUGGUCAUAAAUGUAAUUAGAAUAAAAAAUCAAAAUUAUAAUGUUGGAACAGUGAAUUUGACUAAAGUCUUUUCUAUUUCAUUAAGCACCAGGCAUCAUCUACAAAGGACGUAUAUAGGAUCAUAACUGACUGCGUGUAAAUCCCUGAUUUAUAGACAGCAGUUGCUGUAGUAUAUAGCAGUUGUUAAUCAUUAAAUGGUAUUGUAGGAGCUCUUAACUGGGAGUACACUCAUUCUGAUAUUA